UACAAGCGCAAGCCCCAAGAUUGAAUCCCUGGUCCAUUGUCAAGAGUCACAGUGACACAAAGUUUCACAGCCAGCCAGAAAAAUAACAAACAAAAAUAUCUCCCACUGUGGACAACAUUAUCCACACUGAAUUGAACAGUUGAAGGAAAAUACAGCGCUGAGCUUCUUCUACUAAUCUGAGAAGCAACUUUACACUAUGAAGUGCAUUUUUCACUCUUCUUUUCCUUUAUUGUAUCCAUACCCCAAUCAACCAUUUAACACACACAAAUUGCUUUGCCCUUCUACCCAAACAAAACUUGCCCACACAACAAUACCAGUAAGGACUAGAGUCAUUGCCACCGCUACUACCACUCCUCUCAUUCUUGUCACUGACACUUUUCCGGCGAAUUCCAACGGCGACAUUUCCGUCCUCCUUCAGACUGGUGGUUUGCUUCUGUUUGUAUAUGGGAUAGCAAACUUUGUGUUUCCGGCUUUUAUUUCCAAAUCUUUGGAAUUUGAUAAGGAAACUGAAGACUCUGUGCCAGAAGAUGAUGGCUAUGUAGAUGAUGGCGAUGCUGAUGAGAAGGCAACUAUGCCCAAAACAAAACCACUAAGAAAGAAACGAGGCUUCCAAGGCACUAGAACAUGAUUAUGUACAGGAUAGAAUCAUCAUUAGCACUGUCUUCUAAUUAUUUUCGGUGUGAACCUGGGAUCCAUCGCCAGGACCGCUUAAUUCAGCUCGAUUAGCGGAGACUGCUUAAUUCAGCUUGAAAUUUAAUUACAAGCUCAUUUUUUCAUACCGCUUAAUUCAGCUUGAAAUUUAAUCACAGUUAAAGCUCA
Molecule: messenger RNA, 819 nt
Organism: Jatropha curcas
Lineage: Eukaryota; Viridiplantae; Streptophyta; Magnoliopsida; Malpighiales; Euphorbiaceae
Source: RefSeq, a predicted model, not a curated record